GCACCAACUGGACAAUCAAUGCAAAUGCCGACCGACCGACCGAUGGAUCCCCUUAUCGGCCGGCCCCGCAGCCGGCCUUCUCUCCGAUCCUCCAAUUCAACUCCCCUCCUCACCAACACUCCAACACUUCUUUCUCCCCUUCUCCCCUCUCCUCUCCAACCUCAACCCACCAACCCACACCAACCAACACAAUGACCUCCGAUUCCAACUCUACCUUCCAAAUCCACUACUUCGCCAGCGCAUCCAGCUACACGGGGAAACAAACCGAGCGUCUCGCGGCCCCGCUGCCCCUAUCCCAGCUCUUCGACACGCUGGAGGCCCUCUACCCCGGCAUCCGGGAGGCAGUGCUCACUAGCUGCGGCGUCAGUCUGGGGGAGGAAUACGUUGAUGUGGAGGAUAAGGAGAGUGGGGUUGUUAUUGCGGAGGGGGACGAGGUCGCCGUUAUUCCGCCGACACCCAGUCUAGAUGAGGACUUGCUGGACCCAUCGACCGACGUUCUAAACAACCCGCUGAAGAAGGAAUUCGACGAGCACAAGAACAUACGCAGCUACUUGCUAAAAUGGCAAGCCUCCGCCGUCAACUCGAUGGACCCGGUGCGGGGACCUGGAACCUCGAACCCUCUGGAUCCAUCGGUGCCGUGGGUGGGAAACAUGUUGAACGACAGCCGUGAAACUCAUGACAACGCAAGCGAUGCCCUACGAAUAGGAGAUGAAGCCUUGAAUUUUGACAACGCUGCAGACGAGGGAGAGGGACUGGGCCAGUACUUGGAGCCUGGUGAUCUGGUGGCGAUGAGCUCCGGGGACGGUCCUUUGACCUUCGCCAUAUACCUCCGCUCCAUCCAUAAGCAGCAACAAUUCUAUACAGACCGCGGGAAGUGGCGUAUCUCGUUUCCGAAAGACCUUGCCUACGUCGUCAAGGGAUUUGUGUCCCCCGACCUGCUCGAGCCCCUUUUUCCGCACCUCCCCGAUGUCGCCGCCCAGAUGCAGACGGAAUUACAGUCCAUCAUUGAGGGCGGCAUACCGAGGAAGGCCGGAGCUCAUCUUCUAAAGAAGAUCGACCAGUUUGACCGAGACACUCAAGACCUCUACCGCGAAAAUUCAGCUCGUCUGGAUCGUAUCCAUGAAAUCGUUGCCGACCAAACCGAAUACCGGGAAUAUACGUUGGAGGAGCUUACUUGCAAGGCGCUUGAAAUCGAACCACACCAAUUGACUGAUGUGUAUCUGUUUCUCAUUCACCGCCUGACCCAUAUGCAUUCAUUCUACAUCGAAUGUGACCGGAGUUCACUUUUCACCAACUACUACCUCGUUAAGCCACUCCGGGUUGCCCAAAACAUCGACCAGGUCACCCAGUGGGUCCAUGAACACCAGGAUCACCUCUACCAGAGCGUCCAUGGCAAGGGCAGUCCUCAUUUCCAGGCUCAUCCGCUGCAGAAAUUCAUCCAAAAGGCCCAGCGCCUCAUUAAGCUCAGCCGAAGCGUUCGUGCCCCGACCACCAUGUCCUGUGUUGGUCCAACUGGGCAGCGAUUUGACCUGUCUCAAGAGGACAUACGCUCGGCAUAUCGUGAGAUUCCGACGGAGCCGUUCUCCGACACCGAUCGCAUGAUCAUUGAAUACUUACAGAUGUGGUGCCUUCCUCCUCGUCGGAUGGCAUCUGGAAGCAUGCGAUCGGCCGGAUCGCACAUCAUGCGCAGUACGGGCAUGUAUGGUACCGUGGACUUGAACCCGUUAACGGGAAACCUGUUUCUGCAAGAAUUGGGUGUCUUUUACCCGUGGGAUAACCUGCGUCUAUUCGACCAAGGUCUAGCGCUCCCGGGCCAUGGCACCUCCCCCAGUUCUGACGACGCCGCGUGGAAGGAGGUUCAGCAGGAAUGCGAGCAGCUCGGCUCAGAAGUACUUCCUGACAAGAUGCACGAUGUUCGGACCGACUGGGGUGAUCUGCCGGUAUACUGUGUGGACGACGUCACCGCGGAGGAGAUUGAUGACGGCGUCUCGCUCGAACGCAUACCAGGGUCGGAUGAUACCUUCUGGAUCCGUAUCCACGUUGCCAACCCCACUGCUUUCAUUGAUCCCGAAGGAGCGACCAUGAAGUACGCCGCUUCGCGUGUCCAGACAUUCUAUUCUCCAGAGCGCACGUAUCCCAUGAUCCCUAGCUCUCUGACGCAGAAACACUUUAGUUUGGCUGCAGGACGUCCCACGCUCACUUUUAGUGCUAAGAUGAACUUGCAAGGUGAGGUACUGGAUAUGAACGUCUCCAAUGGCACCGUCAACAAUGUGAUUUACAUAACGCACGACAAGUUGCGCAGUCUGUUCGUGUCCGACGCCGGGAAGCAUUUGGAGCCCUUGACUGUGGGAGGGGCAAUGCCGAAGAAGAUCUUCCGUGAGGGUCUGCAAGAAGAACUGGCGCCAGAGGACGAGGAGAACUUCCACAUUAUGAGGAAGUUGAUGCUGGCGUUCCGAGAGUACAGGCACAAGAACGGCGCAAUGGAGUGGCCUUUCCAAACCAACAUUUCUGUCUCAAUGGCUGUUGGGCACGAGCCUUUGAAGCCUUCCAGCUUUGAAGCCACGCAGGGGCGUUACAUUAUCGGCGAUCCCAUUAUCCAGCUGGCCCAACAGCAGGUGGACCCUCAUGAGGUCGUUGAUACCUCGAAAUAUGACCUCAUUUCCUUACUCAUGAACAUGGGAUGCUGGGUCUCUGGGAAAUGGCUGGCUGAACGCAACAUCCCUUCCGUCUACAACGGAACAUAUUACCACCCUGAGUAUGCCCAGGUGACCAGCACAAACAUGUCCGAAUACGGCGGAAAGCAGUGGCUGGAGCUGGCACCCCCCAAAGGAAUCACCUCAUCCAGUCCACUCAAGCACACGCCUCUCGGGCUAGACACCUACGUCAAGUCCACCAGUCCCUUGCGACGAUACAGCGAUGUGAUUGCUCACUACCAGAUAGAGGCCGCGCUGCGCUUCGAGCACGAAAACGGCCGGCGCCUAGACGCUCAGACCGAUGGGUCUGCUCUGCCCUUCUCUCGCGACUACGUUGAUCAGUAUCUUUCGUCAACCCGCUGGAAAUCCAACCGGCUCCGAGACUGCGACAAACACUCGAAGCAGUUCUGGGCAUGCAUGCUCAUGUUCCGGGCCUUCUACUUCGCGGAAUGUCCCCUUCCGGAAACGUUUGAGUGCCUGAUCCACCGGCCGUUCAGCAAUACCUCCUUGGCCGGAACCCCCUACGGGCACGGGUAUGCCGCCGUCAUGCCGUCGACGGGGGUGCGCUGUCAAGUCCUGAUCCCCAAGGAUAUGGCCGAAACGGCCGAUCUGGACAUUCUCAGUACCGUGGAGGCCAAAAUCACCGCGGUGGAUAUGGCACGUACCAUGGUUGUCAUGGAAGCCACGCGGGUCAUCAAGCCCUUCGAACGGACGGGCGAAUGGCAGUGACGCCCAUGUCACUUGCCUUGUUCUUAUAUCAAGCGAAAUUCGGUCUUGUGUUGUAUACUGUAUCAUAGCUGC
Molecule: messenger RNA, 3494 nt
Organism: Aspergillus heteromorphus CBS 117.55
Lineage: Eukaryota; Fungi; Ascomycota; Eurotiomycetes; Eurotiales; Aspergillaceae
Product: RNB-domain-containing protein
Exons: 4
Coding region: 192-3422 (1076 amino acids)
Biological process (GO): mRNA catabolic process
Cellular component (GO): P-body; exosome (RNase complex)
Molecular function (GO): 3'-5'-RNA exonuclease activity; RNA binding
Source: RefSeq, a predicted model, not a curated record